UCAGGCUUUAGGACCGCGCGGAUCACGUUCUCGGUUGGCUGUGGCUCGGUGUGAACCGUUGGUGCUCCACGGCCACGGUACAGAUAACACCUGGCUGACGGACGAGGCUACAUCUUAUCAUGUAGCUGGGCAGCUCUGGGACGUUACCCGACAAACCUGUUCGUUUUCCCCUUUACGUUAUGCGGACAAAAAUGAUUUGAGGAUGGCCAAGCGACCGGGGACUGAGGAUGGGAUGGUGACUUCGCCCACCGUUCUCCGGAAUUUCGCCGCCGAUUUGAGCAUCGGAGACGUGAACAUGGACUGCAGCGACGGAGCCGAGGAGCUCUCUUUAGAAGAAAUCCUGGCUUUGUACAGCCAGCCGAUAAACGAGGAGCAGGCAUGGGCAGUGUGUUACCAGUGUUGUCGGACUUUAGCGCAGAAACACCGGAGGAGAAGCUCCAAGUCUGCCGUUGCCUCAUCAGCCGAGCACCCGAGAAGGAUUGAGGGACCCGGGAAUGUGAGGCUCGGGAGAGACGGGACUGUCAAACUGCACUUUGAAGACAACGCAGAUAAAUACCAGUCGGCCCCUACGUCAUUAGAGGUUAUUGACUCACUGGGUGUCAUGAUCUACAAAGCUCUAGACUAUGGCCUCAAAGAAAACGAAGAGCGCGAGCUCAGCCCGCCGCUGGAGCGCCUCAUCGACAUGAUGACCAACACGGAGGAAACGGAGAGUGACCCCUGUCCCGACGAGGGCUACGAGGCCACAGAAGAAGAGGAUGAAUGCGAAGAAGAGGAGGAAGGGGACCUCGUGUCUGAUGGCUCCAGCAGUACAAUCAGUAGCAUCCGGAGCUAUCGAGACAUCAUCAUGCUAUGUUCUUCCCACCUACCCAGUCCAUCAGAUGCCCCCAUCCAUUACCAGGCUGUGUGCCGGGCUCUGUACGCCGAGAGCAGAGAACUGCGCACUUUCUUGGAGAAGAUCAGGAGUGCCAAGGAGAACCUUCGGAAGAUGGAAGGGGAGACUCAGGAAGAACCUGUUAAAGACCUCGAUGAGCUGCAAAAUGCAGACUGGGCACGGUUCUGGGUACAGGUGAUGAGAGAUCUAAGACACGGUGUAAAAUUGAAGAAGGUCCAGGAGCGCCAGUACAACCCACUACCCAUAGAGUACCAGCUCACACCCUACGAGAUGUUGAUGGACGACAUCCGUUCAAAACGUUACAAGCUGCGAAAAGUCAUGGUGAAUGGGGACAUUCCUCCACGGUUAAAGAAGAGCGCACAUGAGGUCAUUCUGGAGUUCAUCAGGUCACGACCUCCUCUCAACCCUGUCUCUGCUCGCAAACUCAAACCACACCCUCCGCGUCCCCGGAGCCUUCACGAGCGACUGCUGGAGGACAUAAAAGCGGAAAGGAAGCUGAGGCCGGUUUCACCCGACAUGAUCCGCAGAAACCGCCUGGUCAUGCGACCCCUUAGCAUGUCUCACAGCUUUGACUCAUCAGGUGCAGGGAAAAGCAUCAGCACUCCUCAGGACUUGUUCCGCAGCUCAGACACUCCUGAUGCUCGGAGGAAGUUGACCUGCAGCACCCAUUCACUGUCCAGCAGCACAGCAGGACCAAAUCAGGGCGGCGGGCAGGCGCUUAGCCAGAGAAAGAGGGUGCUCAAAGCGCCCACGCUGGCAGAACUGGACGGCUCAGAUUCCGAUGAGGAAACCACACGGAGCAGCUCCAGCAUGUCCACGUCUUUGAUAGAAGACACGUCUCCUGACUCCGUCGCAGCCACGAAGGCUCCAAAGUUCCUGCCUGUCUCCGCCACUCCACAGCCAGACAAGCGACAAUCUUCACAGAGGCGGCACUCUAUCGAGAAGGAGUCCCCUACCAGCGUCAGGCCUUUCUUACCACCAUCCAGACAGAGCUCAAAGUCUUUGCUAAUGACGGAUCCCAGUGGCAAGGUGGAUGCCGGCAGUGGCGCUCAGGGCUCGGAGGAGUUCUGUUAUCCGGCGGAGUGUUUGGCUCUGACGGUGGAAGAGGUGAUGCACAUCAGGCAGGUCCUCGUCAAGGCCGAGCUGGAGAAGUUUCAGCAAUACAAAGAAGUCUACAACGCUCUCAAGAAAGGAAAGCUUUGCUUUUCUUGCAGGAUUAAAAGGUUCUCCAUCUUCACCUGGUCCUACACCUGCCAGUUCUGCAAAAGACCUGUGUGUUCCCAGUGCUCGAAAAAGAUGCGGCUGCCGUCUAAGCCCUAUUCCACACUGCCUAUCUACUCUCUGGGUCCCAGUGCUGUGGUUAAAGAAGACACGGGCACAUCUGCCCCAGCUGAGCCAGACAAGCAGCCGUUUGGGUCUGCGCACACCCGGCACAGUCUGCGCAGAAGGUUGUCCAAGCACAGCAUCAGCAAAGACGGGCGGUCGCAGGAUGAGCUAGAGCUGCCGAAGGAGCUCACUGAGGACUGGGUCACCAUGGAGGUCUGUGUGGACUGCAAGAAGUUCAUCACAGAGAUCAUCACCUCCAGCAGGCGCAGCCUGUGCGUGGCCACCAAGCGGGCCCGCCUCAAUCGCAGAACCCAGUCGUUCUACAUGUCGUCGUCCAGCUCUGUCAACUUCAGGCCUUCGGAGCGAACCAUCAAUGAGUUGUAGAACAUCGGACUGGUCGGUGCACUUUAAGUUAAGCUUUGUCAUUCAAUUAAAAAAACAAAAACAAAUAAAACAACAACAAAAACAACAAAAAACUCCAAAACAAACAAAAAAAACCCUCCCACAGUGAUGUGUGUACAUAAAGUGGAGUUUCGCUAAGAAGUGACCAUGUGGCCGGUCCAUUCCAAGCUAAAGCUAGUAAAGUUUCUGAUACUUCAUCCUCCUCUCAGAUUGGCUGAGAGGAGGGAUGCAGUGUGGGUCACAGAGAGCAGCCGAGCUUCUGCAUGUGGGUGACGUUAUCGAGCUGCUGAUGUCACCAUCAUGAACCGGGGUAAGGAUGAGUGGGAGCGAAUGACACAGAAAGCCAAAAGGUGCAGUGGUAUCGUGUAAAUAGUUCAAAGGCCCAAUCAUAGUAGGUUUUCCAGUUCCUGUUUACGUCUAGCACUCAGGAAGAACAAACGAUUGUCUUUUGACAGAAAUGCACUGUAGAUCCUCCCGUCAGGUCUGCUGGGGUAGAUGUCUGCCAGUCCCCUGCCCCUCUGAUUCUUCCAGCAACACUUAUGCCAAAAGUUACAUCUCUUCUUUUUUUUUUUUUUUCUUUUUUUAAAAAAGCCAGUUUAAAUGUAUAUUUGCUAUGAUCUCAUGUGGCUGAUACAGCACGUUGAGGGGUUAAAAAUAGCCUGGUUAUUUUUCUGGGUGGGUUUUAGUAUUUAAUUAAAUGUAUAAUCAAUUCUGUGCCUGGUGCCAAAAUGUAAUUUCUUUCUCUGAAUGCCUUUUGUAGUUACGGACCUACUGUGCAUAAGGUUUGGUUUCUCACCAUUCAGGCUGGCAAUAGAAGCACAGGCGUGUUGGGUUCGUGAGUGUGUACAUGUUGUAUAUCUUAACUGUUCCAAAAUUUGAUUUAAUAUAAAUCUGUAACAAAGUAUAAUUUUACCACGUUUUAGGAUUUCUGCCUCAAGAGUUUCUUUAUUGGAAAAAGUUGUUUAUUAUUAUUAUUAUUAUUAUUAUUAUUACUAUUAUUAUUAAUGUUAUUAUGUUUCUGUCAAUAUAAUAAAGUUUUAUUUCUGUUCUUGUAUAGUUUAUAAACUUCUCAGUGUUAUACCCUUCUAAAUCACAAAUAGCACUUUUACUGGAUCAAUUUAUUGUUUAUUUUUGUUCAUUUAUGUCUUAAAUGAUUAUGAUUUAUAAUGUUUUGUUUCACCUCUUGGGGGUUCAUAGUGCCAUUUUCCCCACAGUUCAUGAAUGAAAAUGUGUUUGAGCGACUUCUGGCUGCUUCACCGGAAGGACUAAUUACUGAAUCCACUAGAAACACACCACUGAAUUGAAUGUAGGCACUUUAAGUAUAGGACUGUCAUCCUUUACCAAUAUUUUAGCCUUUUCAAAUCACACAGUCUCACACGUGUUCAAAGUGUGUGUUUUGGGAGUAAAAAAAGUUGUUACAAAAUGAACACAAAUCUUAACCAGGCUGUUCGACGAUGAUGCCAUGUUCCAAUGAAAUAGUCCAUCUGAUAAGUUUUAUUUUAGAGAUCUGUAAAGGAACGUGUGCAUGCUGUA
Messenger RNA from Pundamilia nyererei, 4153 nucleotides. It is a transcript of the gene spire1a, whose product is annotated as spire-type actin nucleation factor 1a. The record is from RefSeq and is a predicted model, not a curated record. Gene Ontology annotation, cellular component: cell cortex; cytoplasmic vesicle membrane. Gene Ontology annotation, molecular function: actin binding; microtubule binding. NCBI's taxonomy places the organism in Eukaryota, Metazoa, Chordata, Actinopteri, Cichliformes, Cichlidae. Gene Ontology annotation, biological process: polar body extrusion after meiotic divisions; cleavage furrow formation; establishment of meiotic spindle localization. The transcript has 20 exons. The coding region runs from base 203 to 2602 and encodes 799 amino acids.